Symbiodinium sp. CCMP2456 is the source of this 1351-nucleotide messenger RNA. The record is from the annotation of a GenBank genome assembly. Lineage: Eukaryota; Dinophyceae; Suessiales; Symbiodiniaceae.
GCUUCGCCGACAGCUCGGCGAGCAAAAGGAGGCCGAAGACCUCCUGGCACAUGUCACAGAGGACUUCCAGCAGCUCAUGGCCAUUGUGGCCAACUUGCGGCAAGCUGUCGAGAGUGGUACCAGGCCCGAGACUUUGCCGGGCCCUGACCGGCCAAAGCUUGUGCCAAAGCCGCCUUUCUGCUGGCAACCCAGCCAGGAAUACGAGAAAGAGUUCCAGGUCACUGGCGAGUACAACGAGAUCGUUACCAAAGUUGGCGACUUUGAAGAUCAGGGCUGGGUGAUUCCUGUCGGUGGCUCUUGGCGCUUGAUGCGCGGUGGCCUUUAUCAUUGGACCAUACGCAUUGAGCGAAAAUGCACGAGUCGACCACAGCUCCAACUGGGCAUCCAUGGUGCCAACCAUAAUCAACCAUGGCGUUUGGUCACUACAUCCCGGUGCUCGUGGUCCCGAGAUGAUGAGCCAUGGCAAGAUCGUGCUGGGGGUGACAGGAGGGUAGCGCAGAAAGAAUUAUCACGGCUCGGGGUGGUAGAGGGCUCGAUGGCGCGUCGAACCCGCUGUGCCGGGCUGGUCUUUACAUUUGCCUGUUCCCUGGCGCUUUUUGCAGCAUCUGCCUUCGUUGGCAGUUGGAAACUUCAAGCAAGAGCGCCCCCCUCCAGAUUGGCUGCUGGGGCGACUGCCAGCCCAGCCGUCAAGCUUUACCAAUUCGAGAGCUGCCCUUUCUGCAGCAAGGUCCGUGCAUACUGUGACUACAAUGGUGUGAAGCUCGAUAAGAUAGAGGUAAAUCCUGUGACGAAAGCCCAAAUUGAUGGUGUGGCGGGUGACUACAAGAAGGUCCCCAUUGCAGACGUUGAUGGCGAGAUCGUGACAGGAUCAGCAGACAUCAUUCGAAAAAUAGGUGCUGUCAUCGGCAGCAGCGAGACAGAAGCUGACGCGGAGUGGGGCCAGUGGGUAGAUUCGACACUGGUGAAGACCCUUCCGCCCAACAUCUAUCGCACUCCAGGCGAAGCCCUACAAAUCGCCGGCAAGGUUGGCGACAGUUUUGACCCCGUCUCAGGCACGGUCGCCAAGUAUUUCGGUGGUGCUGCCAUGUUUUUCGUGGCCAAGAGCAUGGCUAAAAAGGCCGGUAUUGCCGAAGGUAAAGAAAGGGAAGCCUUGUACGAAUCAUGUGCGAAGUGGGCUUCGGCCUUGGGUGAAAUGCCUUACUUGGCCGGAGAGAAGCCGGGAAUGGCAGACCUAGAGGUCUUUGGAGUUCUUGCAAGUGUCGAGGGCACAGAUACACAUGCAGACAUGCUGGCAAACACCGGCAUUUCUUCUUGGUAUAGCCGCAUGAAGAAAGCCUGCGGACGAGACUAG